CACAACACCACUCAAGACAAACACCACCAAAUCCACCACUACAUGCCCCAUUAUCCAAUCCCACCACUCCCCUCUUCUCUCUCUCUCUCUACAAUUACCCUUUUCUCUCUCUAAAUUUCACCUCCUCCUGUGUAUAAAAGGGAUUCAUUUGAGCUCUUUAGGCCUCUGUUUCAUUAAAAAUUAGAGCUUUUUUUCUGAGGAGUUGCAAGUUGUGAGCUUUCUCAUCAAUGGGUGGUUCAGGAAAAUGGGUAAAAGCAUUGAUAGGUCUCAAGAAGCCAGAGAAAGACGACCAAGAAAAGGGUCGAAGUAAGGGCAAGAAAUGGAAGCUAUGGAGGAAUUCAUCAGGGGAUCUUGGGUCCUCAUGGAAGGGUUUCAGAGGGAACCAUCACAGAGGUACUGCAUCAGAGGGGUCUGAUUGUUCAUCAGUGAUGACUAAUGAUGCUUUUACAGCUGCUGUAGCUACUGUGGUCCGAGCUCACCCUAAAGAUUUCAGGGUUGUGAGACAAGAAUGGGCCGCAAUCCGGAUCCAAACUGCUUUCCGUGGCUUCUUGGCAAGAAGAGCUUUAAGGGCCUUGAAAGGAGUGGUGAGGCUUCAAGCUUUGGUUCGGGGUCGGCAGGUGAGGAAACAGGCUGCUGUGACUCUGAGAUGCAUGCAGGCUCUUGUUCGAGUGCAAGCCCGGGUUAGAGCUCGUCGUGUUCGUAUGUCUAUGGAGGGUCAGAUUGUACAGAAGAUGCUAGAUGAACGGCGCAGCAUGGCUGAUCUCUUGAAACAAGCUGAGGAAGGGUGGUGUGAUAGUCAAGGUACACUAGAAGAGAUUACAGCAAAGCUACAAAUGAGGCAAGAAGGGGCUUUCAAGAGAGAAAGAGCACUUGCAUAUUCUCUUGCUCAAAAGCAAUGGAAAUCAAUCCAGAGUUCUGAUUCCCAAACAAAUAUCCCAAUGUCCUAUCUCAAAAGUCAAGAGUUUGACAAGAAUAGCUGGGGUUGGAAUUGGUUAGAACGUUGGAUGGCGGCGAAGCCAUGGGAAAAUAGAUUGAUGGAGAAAGUCCACACCAAUCCCUCAGAGACGACUCCACCUUCUAAAAAUUGUGUAGAUUCCUUAUCAGGUAACCGUUCAAAAUCAUCUGAACCAUGCUCGGUGAAAGUCAGAAGGAACAAUGUUAGCACAAGGAUUUCAGCAAAACCUCCUCCAAUUGGGCAAGUCACUCGGUCAUCUUCAAGCCCAAGCUCUGAAUUUCAAUAUGAUGAGAGCUCAGCUUCGUCUUCAAUUUGCACAUCUACUACGCCUGGUUCUGGAAACACUGUCAUGGCUUCGGAUAGAACAGAGGAGAGCAAUAAUAACAGUAUGCCAAGCUAUAUGAGCCUCACUGAAUCAACCAAGGCUAAACAAAGAAAUUUAUCUCACCGAAUUCAAAGGCAGUCCAUGGAUGAGUUUCAGUUUCUUAAGAAGUCAGCGGCGUUUUGUAAUGGGGACUCAAAAAGCAGUAUUGGCUCUGAUCCUUAUGUUAACAUGUCCAGGCCACUCUGCCUGCCCACCAGAAUGGAAAAAAAUCCGAUGAAGUCAGGAGAGAGAGGAUUGCUUUUAUGACUAAAGUGAGUUGCAAAGUUCAACAGCUUGUUGUUCUGUUCUAGUUUAGUAAGUAUAUUACUUCAGAGCUGCUGUACUAUGAGCUGAUCAGUAUUGAAAAACUUGUAUGAUGUGCUUGAGAUUCAAUUUAGGGGUUUAUUAUGUACAAUAGUAAGUUUGGUUGUGGAA
This is a messenger RNA of Camellia sinensis, 1754 nucleotides long. Its product is annotated as protein IQ-DOMAIN 6. The record is from RefSeq and is a predicted model, not a curated record. NCBI's taxonomy places the organism in Eukaryota, Viridiplantae, Streptophyta, Magnoliopsida, Ericales, Theaceae. Gene Ontology annotation, molecular function: protein binding.